AGAUGUGACGAAGCCGGAAGUAUCACUACGGGCUACACGCUUUGAGUAGUCUGCAACGUUAGCUGACAUUACAGUUAGCAUAACUUCUUUUCUUAAUAUCGGACGGCCAUUCUCUUUAGGAAGAAAUGCCUUCGCUAAAUGGAAAAUCUGAUGUUCUGUUUGAGGACGAUGAUCUGCCUUAUGAAGAGGAGAUUAUCAGGAACCCAUACUCAGUCAAGUGCUGGAUGCGUUACAUCGAAUUCAAACAGAACGGAGCCAAAUCCACCCUCAACAUGAUAUAUGAGCGCGCUCUGAAAGAGCUGCCUGGCAGCUACAAGCUGUGGUACAAUUAUCUGAGAGAGAGACGGAAACAAGUCAAAGGGAAAUGUAUCACUGAACCAGGCUAUGAAGAGAUCAAUAAUUGCCAUGAAAGGGCAUUGGUGUUCAUGCAUAAGAUGCCUAGAAUAUGGCUUGAUUACUGCCAGUUCCUUGUGUCUCAAUGCAAGAUCACAAGAAGUCGGCAAACAUUUGACCGUGCUCUCAGAGCUCUUCCUGUUACUCAACACCCACGCAUCUGGCCUCUGUAUCUCCGCUUUGUGCGUAACCUGCCCCUGCCUGAGACUGCCAUCCGGGUGUACCGCAGGUAUCUUAAGCUUUCUCCAGAAAAUACAGAGGAAUACAUAGACUACUUACGGUCUGUUGGCCGCUUGGAUGAAGCAGCUGUGCGACUAGCAGCUGUUGUCAAUGACGAAAGCUUUGUGUCCAAAGAGGGCAAGUCUAACUAUCAACUGUGGCAUGAGCUAUGCGACCUGAUCUCCCAGAACCCUGAUAAAGUGACCUCUCUAAAUGUAGGAGCCAUCAUCCGAGGAGGCCUCACUAGAUUCACAGACCAACUUGGAAAACUCUGGUGCUCUUUAGCUGAUUAUUAUAUCAGGAGUGGUCACUUUGAGAAGGCCCGUGAUGUGUAUGAGGAGGCCAUCCUUACGGUGGUAACAGUAAGGGAUUUCACACAAGUGUUUGAUAGUUACGCCCAGUUUGAAGAGAGCAUGAUUGCAGCAAAGAUGGAGACCACUGCUGAGAUGGGAAAGGAUGAAGAUGAGGACAUAGACAUGGAGCUUAGACUGGCCCGUUUCGAGCAGCUGAUAGCCCGGCGGCCCCUUCUUUUGAACAGUGUUCUCCUGCGGCAGAACCCUCAUAAUGUCCAUGAGUGGCACAAGCGGGUAAAACUGUAUGAGGGCAAUCCACGGCAGAUCAUCAACACAUACACUGAGGCAGUGCAGACUGUGGAUCCGAUGAAGGCCACAGGGAAGCCUCACUCUCUCUGGGUUUCCUUUGCUAAAUUCUAUGAGGAAAAUGAGCAGCUGGAUGAUGCCAGGACAAUUUUUGAGAAGGCUACCAAGGUCAACUACAAGCAGGUAGAUGACCUUUCUGCGGUGUGGUGUGAAUAUGGAGAGAUGGAGCUACGCCAUGAGAACUAUGAACAGGCACUGCGUAUACUGAGGAAAGCUACAGCCAUCCCAUCCAAGAAAGCGGAGUACUUUGAUGCAUCCGAGCCAGUCCAGAACAGGGUUUACAAGUCCUUGAAGGUCUGGUCCAUGCUGGCGGACUUGGAAGAGAGUCUCGGCACUUUCAAGUCUACAAAAGCAGUGUAUGAUCGCAUCAUUGACCUCCGCAUCGCCACGCCACAGAUCAUCAUCAAUUAUGCCAUGUUCCUUGAAGAGCACAACUACUUUGAGGAAAGCUUCAAAGCAUAUGAGCGUGGUAUUGCUCUCUUCAGGUGGCCAAAUGUUUAUGACAUCUGGAACACUUACCUCACCAAGUUCAUUGAUCGUUAUGGGGGCAAGAAGCUGGAGAGAGCUAGAGAUUUAUUUGAGCAAGCCCUAGAUGGCUGCCCUGCCAAGUUUGCCAAAACCAUUUACCUGUUGUAUGCCAAAUUGGAGGAGGGAUAUGGAUUGGCACGACAUGCCAUGGCUGUCUAUGAAAGGGCAACGCAGGCAGUAGAAGCUGAGGAGAGACAUCAAAUGUUCAAUAUCUACAUCAAGAGAGCAGCUGAAAUUUACGGAGUCACGUAUACCAGAGCAAUUUACCAGAAAGCUAUCGAGGUCCUUCCUGAUGAGCAUGCACGGGACAUGUGUCUGCGAUUUGCUGAUAUGGAGAGUAAACUUGGUGAGAUUGAUCGGGCCAGAGCAAUUUACUCCUACUGCUCCCAAAUCUGUGACCCAAGGGUGACUGCAAACUUCUGGCAGACAUGGAAAGAAUUUGAGAUCCGCCAUGGAAAUGAGGACACGAUCAGAGAAAUGCUGAGGAUCAAACGUAGUGUCCAAGCCACAUACAACACCCAGGUCAACUUUAUGUCUGCUCAGAUGAUGAAGGCUACAACAAGCUCCACAGUGUCAGAUCUUGCUCCAGGCCAAAUGGAAAUUGAUGACAUGAAGAUGCUGGAGCAGAAAGCACAACAGCUUGCUGCAGAGGCCGAGCAGGACAAACCCAAACUCAAAGAAAAGAUUCUCUUUGUCAGGAGUGACACCUCUCGCAGUGAGUUGGCUGAGCUUUCCAAACAAGCCAACCCUGAUGAGAUUGACAUUGAUGAUGAGGAUGAGGAUGAAGAUGAUGAAAACCAGGGACCAGAAGAGGUGCAGCUUGAACAGAAGAGUGUCCCCACAGCUGUCUUUGGAGGGCUUAAAGAGGACUGAAAGCUACCUCCCCUGCUGAAAUUUGCAAAGAUGCAGUCUUCGGAUUUCUCUUGUAUACAUUGAAUAUGCUCCAUUUUUUUAAAUCUAAAUACACCUUGUGUAAUUCCUUAGUUGUAUCCACUUUAUUUUAAUAGAAUGUGACUAAAGUGAGAAAAAGAAUGGCAACAUUUGUUGCCUGGUGUAUUUUUGUAGUACAGUAAACAGAGACAUGAACUUGUAUUAAAACUGUCCAUAUGGUGUCAGUCUUUCUCAAGUAUGUAGCUCACUGUAAUUGUACAAUUGAGCAGUAUUCUGUUAUGAAAUACUAAUACGUCUGAUGUAGUUUGACUUUGUGUCCGAACCAAAUUUUGUAAAGGAAUGAACAGUGAAAACACGUUUGUACACUGAUAAUGCAGAGAUCUUUCUCUGACAGGGAGCUCUGGCCUAGAAAAUGGGAAAAGCAUAGUGUUUUUUUUUUUUCAACAGGAGGCAUUCAUUUGAAAGUUGACCUAAGCACUCAAGCCUCACAUUGUUGGUUGGAGGAUUGGUGAGUGUCUUUCGAAACCCAAUGACCCUGAAAAGAUUUCAAAACUUGUACUAUACAUAGGUCACCGUCCAAAUAUUGAAAUCAUGCUCUGGUUGUACAUGUAUUGUACAAGUACACUCAAGGGACAGUUUAUACGACUGAGUUAGAUAAUAGGGGUGCUGUAAAACAUUUUGUAAAUUUAUAAUCAAAUAGCCCUGCAGCAAGUUCCUAAUGCCCAUUUUUUGUGAUAUAGGUGUAGGUGUUCACUUGGUUCACUGAUCAUUUUUGAGGCUGUAGGUAGUAAUGCUGUAAUAUGUAUUUUAGUCAGUGUUGUUGAGGGUCUACUUUUGACUCGAUGCAGUCUGGCCGUUUUUGGUAUGAAAGUGUUUUUGAAAGUUCUGUUUGUGAAUUGUGCACCACCAAUUCUAACAAGCUGGUCUCUUCGAAUGUCUGAAACUUUCUUCACAUUUUCUUGAAAAUGCAGUUUUAAUUAAAAAAAUAUUUACACCUGUUAAAA
This is a messenger RNA of Perca fluviatilis (European perch), 3694 nucleotides long. It is a transcript of the gene xab2, whose product is annotated as XPA binding protein 2. The coding region runs from base 126 to 2672 and encodes 848 amino acids. The transcript is spliced from 19 exons. NCBI's taxonomy places the organism in Eukaryota, Metazoa, Chordata, Actinopteri, Perciformes, Percidae. Gene Ontology annotation, cellular component: U2-type catalytic step 2 spliceosome; Prp19 complex; post-mRNA release spliceosomal complex. Gene Ontology annotation, biological process: generation of catalytic spliceosome for first transesterification step; mRNA splicing, via spliceosome. The record is from RefSeq and is a predicted model, not a curated record. Gene Ontology annotation, molecular function: protein binding.